Molecule: messenger RNA, 1875 nt
Organism: Penicilliopsis zonata CBS 506.65
Lineage: Eukaryota; Fungi; Ascomycota; Eurotiomycetes; Eurotiales; Aspergillaceae
Exons: 2
Coding region: 1-1875 (624 amino acids)
Molecular function (GO): catalytic activity
Source: RefSeq, a predicted model, not a curated record
AUGGGCAAGGAAACGCUGGAGCCGUUAAAGAAGCUGAAGCCCGUUCCAGCAGGCGAAUGUGAGAUGGUUGAUAUUGCCAAGGUUAUUCGCUCAAAGAACUCGAGUCCCUCUGAACUGACACUGGACAUCGUGUUCGACGAGCGGGAGGCUUAUGAGCGUGUCAAAAAUGCGGGGAUUUUGACCAACGAACGGCUCAUGAACCUUUACCAUCUGAAGCCCGGCGACAUCAUCGUCAACAUGUUCCUUGAGCCAGCCCUGGCGUGGAAGUGCACAUUACGGCGACCCUGGGAACAAGGGACAGUGGGCGAGCGGGAUACGAUGGGCACCCAACAGCAUGCACCGCUGCUGACGCUCAAAGUACCUGCUGCUUCAUCGUCCUCUUCCUUGAAGCACAAGUUAGCCCCGGCGACGCCAGACCGCAGCGGUUUCUCCACUGCGGACUCAGUCCAAUACAUAUGGGAAACGCUGGGACUUCCUUCGGCGUCGCUGCAAUCUCUGCAGCUCCCUGAUGCCGACAAGUUGGCAUUGCCGUCAUCGUUUAAGAUUGGGCACUUGGCUCAAGCCUCAAUCGGUCUGUCAGCCUUGCUAGCAGCACAGAUUCACACACUGCGCCAGCAGAAGACGACCCGGCCCCCUUCCGUGACGGUACCUCUGCGCCAUGCGGCGAUCGAGUUCAAGUCGGAGCGGCUGUAUACGCUCGACGGACAACCGCCACCGUCUUCAUGGGGUUCUAUCGGCGGCUUGCACAAGACAUCUGACGGAUACGUGCGUCUACAUGACUCAUUCCCCAACCACCGCAAUGGGGCCAAGGCACUGCUGGGGUGCAUAUCUGAGGCCUCGCGGGCGGCCGUUGGGGAAGCGAUUGCGCCCUGGCGCUCCGUGGACCUAGAGACGACAGCCUUUGAUUCCAAAUUAGUGAUCUCCGCUUUGCGGAGUUAUGAACAAUGGGAUAAGCUGCCGCAGGCGCGGGCAAUUGCCGACUUGCCUAUCCAGCUACGUAAGAUCGGCGAGUCUCCCGUGAGUCUGCCCACAGGUCUACGCGGUGGCCCCGCCGACAAGUGCCUUCGAGGCCUCCGGGUGCUGGAACUUUCGCGAGUGAUUGCUGCGCCCGUGGCAGGCAAGACACUGGCAAGCCACGGAGCCGACGUUCUGUGGGUGACAAGCCCGAGCCUACCGAAUCAACCAUCACUGGACAGGGAGUUUGGACGGGGGAAACGUACGAUCCAGCUGGAUCUGAACACGGAUCCCGAUAUGGCAGAGUUGAAUAGACUCCUAGACGGAGCGGACGUGUUUCUCCAAGGAUUCCGGCCGGGCAGUCUCGCAUCGCGAGGGCUGUCCCCAGAGGCACUGGCCAAGAAAUUCUCCAGCCGUGGCAUCAUCUGCGCCAACAUGUCAGCAUAUGGACCGAACGGACCGUGGUCACAGCGACGAGGAUUCGACUCACUGGUGCAGACGUGCUCUGGUAUGAACGUAUCCGAGGCAGAACACUUCGGGGCAGGCGAGGCGGCGCGGCCAACCCCCUGCCAAGCACUUGACCAUGCCGGUGGGUAUUUUCUGGCAGCAGGAAUCACGGCCGCACUCUACAAGCAGGCCACUGAGGGGGGAUCCUGGCAGGUGGACGUAUCGUUGGCCGGGGUGAUGAAGUACCUGCGGUCGCUGGGACAGUAUGAGGGGCGAAGCGGAUUCGAGACAACGGACUAUGAGUGUGUAAGGGAUGUACCAAGCGAGAAUCUCGAGACGCGGGAGACUGGAUUUGGGGUUAUGACUGCUGUACGACACUCGGCGUCGAUCGAGGGGGUAGCUGUAGGGUGGGACAUCAUGCCCAAGCCGCUGGGGUCUGACGAGAAGAGUCAUAAUGUCACUCCACAUGUCUGA